AUGCAUCUCCAUGGUCGUGGCUGCUCUCCGUUGAUUGACUUUGAUCCAUGUGAUCCAGUCAAUCUCAAAGAUCCCAAAUUUGCUUCUCUCUCUCGUGAUCUGCGUGUCCAAAAGGCCAUUGAGGUCGAAAACCUUCGCUGCCUUCGUUCGCUGUCUUUUGUCCGUCGCUCUGUCCGUAUUUCUGUUGCUCGUUCUUUUCUUUUGUAUGAUCGCAUCAAUCAAGCCCAAUUUGAUGCCAUUUUGAAAGAAGAAAUGCUUGCUCGUUCCUCCUCCUCUGCUGCUACUAAACCACCAUCCCGAUCCUCUGAUCAAGAGCGUUUAGCCAAGAAACAACGUUUGAGUUAUCUUGGCUACCUCUUGCAUCAUGAUGCUGAAACUGCCUCUCUCUUGGCUUAUGCUGUCUCCCCCACUCUCUCUGCUACCAAGGAUCUUGAAAUGUCAGAGCCUUCUGAUAACUGA
Messenger RNA from Mucor velutinosus, 459 nucleotides. RefSeq lists its product as uncharacterized. The record is from RefSeq and is a predicted model, not a curated record. The coding region runs from base 1 to 459 and encodes 152 amino acids. NCBI's taxonomy places the organism in Eukaryota, Fungi, Mucoromycota, Mucoromycetes, Mucorales, Mucoraceae. The transcript has a single exon.